AUGCGAUUCAUUUCUGCCACUGCCAGACCGAGUCUCACCCCUCUGGGCUACCGACUUCUCCAUCUCUCCGAAUACAAGCUCGCCAAUCUUGAGCCACGCGUCGGAGGUCGAGAAGACGGUGUGGCACUUUGGAAAGAAGUCGUCGUACGUGAAGCCGUACGAACCGCUUGGAAAUCUGUUCAACAAGGUACAGUCGGUGAUCUCACCGACUGGUCAUCCAAGGGAGCGAUGGGUCUCGACGUCAUCGAAGAAGAAGAAGAAGACGACGACGAGGAGUCAAACAGUACCUCCUCGACCUCUUCAACGGUCGGACAAGAGCGACAAUGGUUCGAAGAUCUCGUCAACUCGCUCGGAGAUGACGAGGUCGACGACGCCAGGACUCACGAAUGGGCAGAGUCAUUUGUCGAGACGGCCUUUGACGAUAUGGAGUAUGAUGACGAAGGAAUCGAAGCAUUCACCUUCCCUGCCAUCUCUCCUCCUCUCUCGCCUUCUCUUCCUCCCUCUCCCGUCAACGGUCCACUGUCCCUCCCCACCGUCUCGCCGACACUCACAAGUCGUCGUCGUACCGACGUCGAGGUCAUCAUCGUUGGCUCGACUGACGACGCCGAACCCGAGGACGAUCAGGACCUCGUGGCGGAUAUGACUAUGUCCACCCGUGAUUCUCCUUCGAGUCCAUCCGCCGUUUCUCCGCCAAAUCGACGCGUCAAAUAUCACUUCGGUCCAAAACCUGGCGACGGGGUCCACAGACCACUCUCGCCCGUCCUCGCCGCAUUGCCGUCGCCGACGUGGUCACAGAAAGACAAGUCUGCGACAUACGACCCUGACUGGAAGUCUACAUUUGAUCUUGAUCAACGCGAUCCGCUGGACGAUUGCGCCGACGACGAAUUCAUGCUCCCUCCGCCUAUGCACCGAUCCAUGUCGACCGAUUCGGCCUGCAGCACAGACGACGAUGAGGAAUGCAAUUGCGUGACUCCCCCUUGGCCGUCCGGCAGGAGCCUUGAGCAACUGGAGGACGACGACUCCGAGAUCGAGAUGAACUCGACAAAAUUCAAUCGAAAAGAAAAAGAUAUACCCAGACCCAAUUCUGGAUCAUGGCUCGACUUGGUCGUAGAUCGCUUGGAGGGCCUGAACUGUGAAUGA
This is a messenger RNA of Kockovaella imperatae, 1140 nucleotides long. RefSeq lists its product as hypothetical. Lineage: Eukaryota; Fungi; Basidiomycota; Tremellomycetes; Tremellales; Cuniculitremaceae. The transcript is spliced from 2 exons. Bases 1 to 1140 code for a protein of 379 amino acids. The record is from RefSeq and is a predicted model, not a curated record.